Messenger RNA from Haliotis rubra (blacklip abalone), 417 nucleotides. RefSeq names its product endoglucanase-like. The transcript is spliced from 2 exons. Bases 1 to 417 code for a protein of 138 amino acids. The record is from RefSeq and is a predicted model, not a curated record. NCBI's taxonomy places the organism in Eukaryota, Metazoa, Mollusca, Gastropoda, Lepetellida, Haliotidae.
AUGGAUCCAAAUGACUCUGACGGGGAUUUCUACAAUUGGUAUGAGUCAGAGGAUGAUUGUCUGGAUUCUGACACUCAAAGUCUUCCUGAUUCUCCAACACUAAGUCCUCCUAUUGCUCUAACUCAAAGUCCUGCUGAUUCUCCAACACAAGAUCCUACUGAUGUUCCAACUCAAGGUCCUACUGGCUCCAACACAGGGGCUACUAAUGCUCCAACACUAGGGGCUACUAAUGCUCCAACACUAGGGGCUACUGAUGCUCCAACACAAGGUCCUACUGAUUCUCCAACACAAGGUCCUCAGAAUGUCACACAAGGUCCUUCUAUUCCUCAGACACAAAGUCCAACUGAUGUUCCAAGACAAAUUUGUCGGGGAACACAGAGGAAGACCAACCUACCUUGCCAAAACGUCUUAAAUUAG